AGCAGGGCUGUGUGGUUAACAGAAAGAGCACUAAGCUGGGAUACCAGAAGACCUAACUUCUUUUCCCAGCUCUGCCACUGACGAACUGUGUGGUGCUGAAUGAGUCCUUUUCUUUCUGGACUCCUCUUCAUCUGUGAAAUGGGGGAGAUGGUGGCUUGAAAAUGGACAUGCUAGAGAACCUUGAGUCCCUACAGUUUGAUUAUGGAAUUCCAGAGGAAGAUCGUUUCUGGCUGUAUUUGCAGGGCCGUUCUCGGGGAUUGAUGAUUGAGGCCUGUGCCCAUGCAUCCUUCUUCUGCAAAAUAUUGCAUAAUUUGAGAGAAUUACUACCUAAGAACAAAAGUUCCACCUCUCUCUCACGUGAAUCAUUUGAUGUGGCUGAAAAGGCAAACUUAAAGGUUGGCAUCAUUGGAGGCGGCCACCUGGGGAAGCAACUGGCUCAUACACUGCUGCAGCUUGUCCCCAUCCCUGCUGCAAGUCUGCGGAUCUCCACUCGGAGACCAGAGACCCUGGUUGAGUUCCAGAAGCUGGGGGUCCAGUGCUUUUACCAUAAUUCUAGUCUGGUGCGUUGGGCCAACGUGAUAUUCCUCUGCUGCUUGCCAUCUCAGGUGCCUCAUAUCUGCAUACAAAUUCAAACCAGUCUCGAAAAGGCCUGCAUUGUGUACAGCUUUGUAACUGCCAUCCCAAUACCCAGGUUGAAACUACUACUAAACCACACCAAUAUCUUGCGACCUCAGUAUCAUUGUGUUGAGGAUUUGGACAAGAUCUGGGGAGCCAAUAAGGAAAUCACAGCUGCUCUCCAGGAUCCUGUGAUUCUUCGGGCUACCUGCCCCUACAGUCCUAAAGGUGGAGUAAUCCUUAAUAUCAAAUGGCUGGAGGGAGUGAUCUAUGCAACCCUAAACAUGUGCACAGCAAGCAACGUGGAUUGCAGACAAGCACUGAAGCUUCUGAAUCAACUAUUUCUCUCUGUGCACUUUGAAGACUGUAGGAAACAUGAAGACUCUUGCCCCAAAUUUCAGCUACCACAUGUUGUCAGCAAAUCCUAUGUCAAGAACUUGUUGCAUAGAAGGCCUUUUCCUUGGUUUGAUCUGACUGCUGUACAACUCAAGGAAACUCCCUUUAGCCAGUAUCACUCCACCAAUACUGUUCUCCAAGACCACCUGACCUAUCUGUACUGUGAUUCAUUUGGCAUCUCUCCAAACACAGAAGAACAAUCUGUGGAUCUCAUGGGCUCUCCGUCCCAAUAAGAGACCUCAGGAAUCAGAAAUUUUUUUCUUCUUCACAGAUCGUUCUACAGUGCUUAGGCCCUGAUUAUCAAAACUGACAGGGGAGUUAUGUGAUUGCAUUAUGUUUGGAAAUUGUACUGAUGGCUCUUUCAAAUGUAAAAUAAAACAAGAGAUCCUAUAUGUCAAUAUGCUUGGGUAUGUCUAGCUUUCAGAAGCAUUCAAAUGAAAUGCACAAUCUAACACACUUAUGUAAACUGCUUCCCCAGGAAAGCCUUGUUGACAGAAAUUAUUUCUUUUGAAAAAGUUAAAUUCAUUAUUAGAUAAUUACAUUAUUAGACAAUUACAUAUUGCAGUUUCUUUUCCUGUAGUAGUAUGUAGCUUGCAAAUAGCUUGAUUUUUUCUGUCAUUUUUGUAGUAAUGCUUCUAUGGUAUUCACCUGUUCAUUGAUGCAACCAAAAUACCUGACAAGAA
This is a messenger RNA of Sciurus carolinensis (gray squirrel), 1694 nucleotides long. RefSeq names its product NADP dependent oxidoreductase domain containing 1 (gene Noxred1). Bases 162 to 1244 code for a protein of 360 amino acids. Gene Ontology annotation, molecular function: pyrroline-5-carboxylate reductase activity. The record is from RefSeq and is a predicted model, not a curated record. The transcript has 7 exons. NCBI's taxonomy places the organism in Eukaryota, Metazoa, Chordata, Mammalia, Rodentia, Sciuridae. Gene Ontology annotation, biological process: L-proline biosynthetic process.